UAAAAAUUGAUGCAGAGCGGUGAUGUGCAGGAUGUAAGCAACGAAAACGUAAACAAGCACGCGAGAAACGGAGAGCAUGUUCAUUCACUAGAUUUACCGGAUCAUAUCGGUGGCACGCCUGUCCACACAGCAGAAUCGGUUCUGUUGUACGAUAUAGACAAAAUGAUCGUUAAAACAUCAUGUUUUACGACACAGGGCAGGGGAUCGUACCCUGAGAAGCGGAAAAUGGAGGAAUACUUGAAAUACGGUGUUAUUUAUCUGGACAAGCCGAGAAAUCCAUCAUCACACGAAGUUGUCACGUGGAUCAAAAAUAUUUUGAGAGUGGAGAAAACAGGACAUGGGGGAACGCUUGACCCGAAGGUUAGCGGUGUUCUCACCGUCUAUUUGAACAGAGGAACAAGGCUCAGCAAGAUAGAACAGAACGCAGGCAAGGAAUACGUGUGUAUUAUACGAAUUGAUGGUGAUGUGAAUGAAGAGAAAUUCAGGGAUGCGCUGCGGUUCUUUGAGGGUCGGUUGAUACAACGGCCACCAUUAAUUAGUGCUGUGAAACGGAAUGUGCGGAUGCGAUCGGUUUAUAGAAACGAAUUUCUGGAACUUAGAAAAGUUGAAAGCGCUUACUACGGGCUGUUCAAAGUCUCAUGCGAGGCAGGUACGUAUAUCAGAGUGUUGUGUGAGCACAUUGGUCUGUAUCUGGGAAUGAAAGCGGAAAUGUUGGAGCUUAGAAGGAUUCGAAGCGGAUCGAUACGUGAGGAGCAGUGUUUCACGAUGCACGACGUGCUGGACUGUCAUCAUAUACUCGAAAAAAAUAGUGAUGAGCGGUAUAUAAGACGAGUCGUGCAUCCAAUAGAAUACUCGCUCAGAAAUUACAAACGAAUAAUGGUCAAGGAUAGCUGUGUGGAUGCUCUGUGUAGCGGAGCAAAGCUGUCCCUAAAUGGUGUUAUCAGAUUCGACAGGAAUAUAAAUAUAGGAGAAAAGGUGGUCGUGAUUACCACGAAGGGUGAAGCGAUCGUUCUUGUCGAAACCCUUGUGAGCGGUACGGAGAUGCAAAUCAAUGAGUAUGGAUUGAUCGCACGCACGCUUAGGGUUAUAAUGGAGAAGGUCUGUAUAAGAGCACAUGGGGCACAAAAAAAUUUAAUAUGUUUUGAACGACCGGGUGAUGAUACCUCAAGGAGACAAGAAAAAGACGUAUUGUGCUGCAUUGAAGUUGCUGACAAAGUGGUAAAUCGCAUCCUUGAGUUUGGUAAAAUUAAAAACUGUUCAUCAGGAUCUUUGCUGAAAAUGUUGUUGCUUGCUUGA
Vavraia culicis subsp. floridensis is the source of this 1296-nucleotide messenger RNA. RefSeq names its product tRNA pseudouridine synthase B. Gene Ontology annotation, cellular component: box H/ACA snoRNP complex. The record is from RefSeq and is a predicted model, not a curated record. NCBI's taxonomy places the organism in Eukaryota, Fungi, Microsporidia, Pleistophoridae. Gene Ontology annotation, molecular function: pseudouridine synthase activity; RNA binding. The coding region runs from base 10 to 1296 and encodes 428 amino acids. Gene Ontology annotation, biological process: box H/ACA sno(s)RNA 3'-end processing; snRNA pseudouridine synthesis; rRNA pseudouridine synthesis. The transcript has a single exon.